Molecule: messenger RNA, 2874 nt
Organism: Acanthosepion pharaonis
Lineage: Eukaryota; Metazoa; Mollusca; Cephalopoda; Sepiida; Sepiidae
Source: the annotation of a GenBank genome assembly
AUGGAGUGUUAUUACCUUCACUAUCUUGCCUUUCCUUCUUUAAAACAUCUGCAUUCUCUCUUUCUUUUUCUUUCUUCCUCUAUAACCUUUAUUUUUCUUUUUUUUUUUUUCUUUCUUUCCCCUAUAGCGAAACAGCACAUUUGGCAUUUCUUUUCUUCCCUCUAUCCUUGCAAGGAAACAGCGAAACAGCACUUUGGCAUUUUCUUCCCUCUAUCCUUGCGAAACAGCGAAACAGCACCUUUGGCAUUUCUUUUCCAUCUAUCCUUACAGGUAUGGUCUAUUGUUUAUCUGAGCGAAACAACACCUUUGGCUCUUUCUUUCUUUUUCUUCCAUCUAUCCUUUUUUUUUCUUUUUCAGCGAAAACAGCACCUUUUGGCAUUUUUUUCUUCCAUCUAUCCUUGUAAGGAAACAGCGAAACAGCACCUUUGGCAUUUCUUUUUUUUUUUUUCUGUUUCCAUCUAUCCUUAUAAAAAACAGCAGAAACAGCACUUUUCCUUCUUCAUUUUUUUUUCCUCUAUCCUUACAAGGAAACAGGUAUGGUCUGUUGUUUAUCUGAGCGAAACAGCACCUUUGGCAUUCUUUUCUUUUUUCUAUCCUAUCCAAGGAAACAAGCGAAACAGCACCUUUGGCAUUUCUUUUCUUCCAUCUAUCCUUACAAGGAAACAGCGAAACAGCACCUUUGGCAUUUCUUUUCUUCCAUCUAUCCUUACAGGAAACAGCGAAACAGCACCUUUGGCAUUUUUUUCUUCCAUCUAUCCUUACAAGGAAACAGGUAUGAUCUUUUGUUUAUCUGAGGUAGUGGCAUGGGAGUGUUAUUACCUUCACUAUCUUGCCUUUCCUUCUUUAAAACAUCUGCAUUCUCUCUUUCUUUCUUUCUUCCUCUAUAACCUUUAUUUUCUGUUUCUUUUUUUUUUCUUUCCCCCCUAUAAAGGAAAGCACCUUUGGCAUUUCUUUUCUUCCCUCUAUCCUUUACAAAGGAAACAGCGAAACAGCACCUUUGGCAUUACUUUUUCUUCCUCUAUCCUUACAAGGAAACAGCGAAACAGCACCUUUUGGUAUUUCUUUUCUUCCAUCUAUCCUUACAAGGAAACAGGUAUGGUCUAUUGUUUAUCUGAGGUAGUGGCAUGGGAGUGUUAUUACCUUCACUAUCUUGCCUUUCCUUCUUUUAAAACAUCUGCAUUCUCUUUUCUUUCUUUUUCUUCCUCUAUAACCUUUAUUUUCUGUUCCUUUUUUUUCUUUCUUUUCCCCUAUAAAAACAGCACCUUUGGUAUUUCUUUUUUCCCUCUAUCCUUACAAGGAAACAGCGAAACAGCACCUUUUGGCAUUUUCUUUUCUUCCUCUAUCCUUACAAGGAAACAGCGAAAACAGCACCUUUGGCAUUUUUUUCUUCCUCUAUCCUUGCAAGGAAACAGCGAAACAGCACCUUUGGCAUUUCUUUUCUUCCAUCUAUCCUUGCAAACAGGAAACCGCGAAACAGCACCUUUGGCAUUUUCUUUUUUCUUCCAUCUUUCCUUGCAAGGAAACAGCGAAACAGCACCUUUGGCAUUUCUUUUUUCUUCCAUCUUUCCUUGCAAGGAAACAGCGAAACAGCACUUUUGGCAUUUCUUUUCUUCCAUCUAUCCUUACAAGGAAACAGGUAUGGUCUAUUGUUUAUCUGAGGUAGUGGCAUGGGAGUGUUAUUACCUUCACUAUCUUGCCUUUCCUUCUUUAAAAUAUCUGCAUUCUCUUUCUUUUCUUUCUUCCUCUAUAACCUUUAUUUUCUGUUUUUUUUUUUUUUCUUUCUUUCCUAUAGAAACAGCACUUUUGGCAUUUCUUUUCUUCCAUCUAUCCUUACAAGGAAACAGCGAAACAGCACCUUUGGCAUUACUUUUCUUCCCUCUAUCCUUACAAGGAAACAGCGAAAUAGCACAUUUGGCAUUUCUUUUCUUCCAUCUAUCCUUGCAAGGAAACAGCGAAACAGCACCUUUUGGCAUUUCUUUUUCUUCCUCUAUCCUUACAAGGAAACAGCGAAACAGCACCUUUUGGCAUUUCUUUUCUUCCAUCUAUCCUUGUAAGGAAACAGCGAAACAGCACCUUUUGGUAUUACUUUUCUUCCAUCUAUCCUUACAAGGAAACAGCGAAACAGCACCUUUGGCAUUUUUUUUCUUCCAUCUAUCUUCGAAACAGCACCUUUGUAUUUCUUUUUUUCCAUCUAUCCUUGCAAGGAAACAGCGAAACAGCACCUUUGGUAUUUCUUUUUUUUCCAUCUAUCCUGCAAGGAAACAGCGAAACAGCACCUUUUGGUAUUAUUUUUCUUCCAUCUAUCCUUACAAGGAAACAGCGAAACAGCACCUUUGGUAUUACUUUUCUUCCAUCUAUCCUUACAAGGAAACAGGUAUGGUCUAUUGUUUAUCUGAGGUAGUGGCAUGGGAGUGUUAUUACCUUCACUAUCUUGCCUUUCCUUCUUUAAAACAUCUGCAUUCUCUCUUUUUUCUUUCUUCCUCUAUAACCUUUAUUUUCUCGAAACAGCACCUUUGGUAUUUCUUUUCUUCCAUCUAUCCUUGCAAGGAAAUGGCAGAGGACCGUCAUUACCUCCUCUAUCUUCACUUUCUUUCUUUAAAAUCUAUCAUCUCUCUCUCCCUUUAUCUAAAACCUCUAUCUUCUUUCUUUGGUAUUUCUUUUCUUCUGUCUAUCCUUGCAAGGAAACCGAGUGUUAUCACCUUCACUUGCCUUUCUUUCUUUAAAAUCUCUUCCUUCUCUUUCUUCCUUUCUUUAAAACCUAUCAUCUCUCUCAUCUCUCUCUCUCUCUCUGUGUCUUCCUUUCUUUCUUUCUUUCUUUCUUUCUUUCUUUCUUUCUUUCUUUCUUUAUCUAAAACCUCUAUCUUCUUUCUUUAA